Messenger RNA from Fusarium coffeatum, 573 nucleotides. RefSeq lists its product as uncharacterized. The transcript is spliced from 3 exons. The record is from RefSeq and is a predicted model, not a curated record. Lineage: Eukaryota; Fungi; Ascomycota; Sordariomycetes; Hypocreales; Nectriaceae. Gene Ontology annotation, molecular function: peroxiredoxin activity. The coding region runs from base 1 to 573 and encodes 190 amino acids.
AUGAGAGUCCCUUACGUCUCUAACCCUCCCGAGACCAAGACGGAGGAACAUGCCGCUAUUGUAAAGCGCAUAGAAGAGCGCCGUGCUCCUCGACCUCUUCAGUCCCUGGACUUGGCUCUCCUUCACUCCCCUCAUGUCGCUGAUGGUUGGAACUCAUUCCUCGGCGCUGUUCGCACCAAGACAACACUCACUGACGACAUUCGCGAGCUUGCCAUUUCCCGAGUUGCUGUGUGCAAUAAGGCGUGGUAUGAGUGGAAGCACCAUGCACCACUGGCUGUGAAGGGAGGUGUUUCUGAGGCUGGGCUUGAGGCUAUUAAGCAGGACACCCUUGGCGAGCGUCCUGCUGGGCUGUCAGAGAAGCAAUGGGCUGUGCUGCUGUACACGGAUGAGAUGACGAGGAAUGUCCAUGUCAAGGACGAGACGUUUGACCGUCUGCGAGAAUUCUUCAGUGAGAAGGAAAUCGUGGAAGUCACGGCGACAGUCGCAUGUUACAACUGUGUAAGCCGUUUCCUGGUGGCACUAGAUGUUGGUGAGAGAAAUGGCACCGGUCCCGAGCCUGUAUCUGGUCACUGA